UGUAGAAAGUAACAGUUUCGGUCAGAAGCAUAUGCUUCUGUUGCUUAUUGCAGUCCUUUGUCCUUUUAGGGUUGUCUUACGUUGCAUACGGUACCAUAUGUCGGAAUUCCGCAAGGAGUAACGCUUCAUAAAUAGCAUAGACAUAGCCCUGAAAACAACAAUAGUUACAAAUGACGCCGCCUAAAAGCAAAAAGCCUAGAACUGGUGCGCUUUCGCACGUCAAACUUCAAGCUUUUGCGGACGAGCCCAGCGACGAUGAACCAGAUCCCGUUGUGCUGGCUAACGAGCUGAAGGAUCGCGGGCAGGCUGCUGCUGCGGAGGGCCGCUUCUCCGAGGCCCGGCCGCUGCUGGGGCAGGCGGUGCGGCUGCUGCCGGGGUGCGCCGAGCUGCAUGAGCUGCACUCGCAGGUGCUCCGGGAGCUGGGCAGCUCCUGGGAGGCGGUGCGGGCCGCGGGGCGGGCGGUGCAGCUGCGGCCCACCUGGGCUGAGGCGCACCUGGCGCUGGGGCGGGCGCAAGUGAACCUGGGGGAGCCCGUCCUAGCGGAGGCAUCCUAUGAGCGAGCACUGGAGUGUUGGCAUGCGGGUGGCGAGCAGCAUCCCCCUGAGGAGCCCGCCGCCGCCGCCGCACCUUCCCCCUCCGCCGCCGCCCCUCCCCCCUCCGCCGCCUCCUCCAGCUGGGAUGCGGUGGUGGUUUCGGAGCUGCGGGAGGUCCGGGUGCUGGCGGCUCGUCAGCGGGCACUGGGGCCGGGGGUGCGGGCGCAUGUUGUGGCCGGGGGUGGGGAGGGUGUAGCAGGAGAGGGAGAAGGAGCAGUAGGGCAGGGAGCAGUAGGGCAGGGCGCAGCAGUGAAGUCUGUAGGAGGAGAAGAAGAGGGAGCAGCAGGCCCAGCAGCAGCAGGGCAGGGCGCAGCAGGGCCGGGCGUUGGAGUUGGAAGCGGGGGCGGAGGAGCGUCUGAGUCGGGCAUGGAGGCGGGUGGGGAGGAGCAGGGA
Messenger RNA from Astrephomene gubernaculifera, 986 nucleotides. The record is from the annotation of a GenBank genome assembly. Lineage: Eukaryota; Viridiplantae; Chlorophyta; Chlorophyceae; Chlamydomonadales; Astrephomenaceae.